GUUUAAAGUCACUCUUCGAUUCCGUUGCAUUGGAAAUGGUCACCAAAAUGUAUUACGGUGAAAUAUUACUAAUUUGCUUUUGUUCGAUUUAUUCAGUGCAAACAUUGCCGGUGACGAUGGUUAGACGACAACUGAUGUUACUAUCAUCAACCAUGGUGCAUGGAUAUGAAAUAAUGCAACAACAAAAACCAUAUCUCAUCGAAUUCUUCAAAAGAAAUAAUGUGAGUGAGGUUAUUUUCGUUCCGUAUGCCAAAGUAAAUGGAGACUACGAUGGAUACACCAAGAUGAUGGCUGAUGCUAUUGCCACAUUUGAGCUUCAGACGUCAGUCAAGGGAUUGCACACAUUUGACGAUCCGGUUGAAGCCAUCAAAGCGGCGCAAUGCAUUUACAUCGGCGGCGGAAAUUCAUUUGUUUUGCUAAAAAAAUUGUACGAUUUAAAUUUGGUAGAAUUGAUUCACAAGCGUGUACUUGAAGAUGGCAUGGCAUACAUGGGUUCAUCAGCUGGUUCGAACGUGGCAACUCGUUCUAUUCAAACUACCAACGAUAUGCCUAUCAUUUAUCCACCAUCAUUUGAUGCAUUAAAUUUGGUGCCAUUCAAUAUAAAUCCGCACUACAUUGAUGCAGACAAAAAUAGUACGCAUAAAGGUGAAACCCGUGAGGAUCGCAUCAAAGAGUUUCACAUAAUUAAUGAAGCAGCAGUAUUGGGCUUACCUGAAGGUACACUGCUUGCAGUCGAUGACAAUAAAGCAACUCUUAAAGGCAUCGCUAAUGCUCGCUUGUUUACUCGCACCGAAUCACGCGAAUAUCAACCUGAAUCCGAUUUGAGCUUCCUCUUGGAGAAAUGAAAACAAAAUCAUUCACCAAUUAAAACAUCACACAUACUACAAUCGAAAGCAAUUUUCUACCAUUGAAUGGGAUAUUAUUUGAUUUUCUUUUGGCCAAAUUAAACACAAAAUGUGAAAUAAAAAUUUGAAAAUAAAUUUACAUGGGAAAAUUUACUUGGACUAUA
Contarinia nasturtii (swede midge) is the source of this 1009-nucleotide messenger RNA. Its product is annotated as probable alpha-aspartyl dipeptidase. The record is from RefSeq and is a predicted model, not a curated record. The coding region runs from base 36 to 845 and encodes 269 amino acids. NCBI's taxonomy places the organism in Eukaryota, Metazoa, Arthropoda, Insecta, Diptera, Cecidomyiidae. Gene Ontology annotation, molecular function: serine-type peptidase activity. Gene Ontology annotation, biological process: proteolysis. The transcript is spliced from 5 exons.